AUGAUUUCACUUUAAAAAUCACAAUUAAUACUUCGAAAUUUUUUGAAUUAAUUAAAUAAUCAAAAUAUCUUAUGCAAACAUUAGAAAUAGAAAAAAAAAUUCUAUUAUGUCCAAAAAUUAGACAUAGUAGCAAUUGAUUUGAAAUCCUAGACUAUAAUUGAUGACAAUAACUUAUGCCCAAGAUGCCUAGCAGAAAAAGUAGAUAAAGAAAAUAUUACAUUGCUUAAAGAAGCUGGUGAAAUGAAAUAAAGCAUGAAGACAAAAUCCUAAAAACUUGCAAAGGAAUACAACCUUAUAAGACUCAAUAAUUAAAAAUAAUUAUAAUUAUAGCUAAAGUCAUUCAAAAAUUACAUUAAAACAGAACUUGAAAAAUUGCUUCAAUAGAUUGAUCAGUAAGUAGAAUCAAUCCAAAAUGACAUAGAAUCAAAAGGAAAAAAACUAGAAAUCAAAAAAUAUGAUGAAGAAAUUCAAAUUCUAUCAAAAAAAUAUAUUGGUCUUGUAGUUGUAAGGAGAAUUUACCAACAAUUAUUAUUGAGACAAAUUUAUUUUAAAAGUUUGAAUACAUUAAAUAAUUCAUAGAUAAGUUAAAUGAAACAAAUCUUGAAUUAUUUUAAGUAGUUAUAAUGGAAUAUUAACAAACCGAGCUGUUAAUUCUGA
This is a messenger RNA of Paramecium primaurelia, 657 nucleotides long. Lineage: Eukaryota; Ciliophora; Oligohymenophorea; Peniculida; Parameciidae. The record is from the annotation of a GenBank genome assembly.